Molecule: messenger RNA, 2157 nt
Organism: Aspergillus mulundensis
Lineage: Eukaryota; Fungi; Ascomycota; Eurotiomycetes; Eurotiales; Aspergillaceae
Exons: 4
Coding region: 1-2157 (718 amino acids)
Cellular component (GO): nucleus
Source: RefSeq, a predicted model, not a curated record
AUGCCCCGCACCUACGGGAAAUCCAAGGGCAAGGCAAAGCAAACGCGGCUUGCCUUCGUGCCAGCAGAAUUCACACUCUCGCAGCAAGAUGAAGACAGCAAUAGCACCACAAGUCGCAAUGCGAAUGUCCGCUACACGGACCCAUCUCUUGGAACCCUGCGCAGCGGGAAGGCAGCGUCGAAACAAGACAAAAGUUCAGGUUCAACGCCUCAGCCGUUUGUGAGAAUUGGGCGGGGGCAUUCGCCGGAAGAGAACUUGCAAUCGGGAGUCGCGGAGAUGGCCUUGUCGUCGCAGAAGAGUGAUCGGAAAGAGGGGAAGAAGAAAAAGAAGAGCUCAUCGCGAAAGUCAUUGAAGAUUGCUGCCGCUCCUGCACCUCUUGCGUCCCCUUCGCCCCCGCCGGCUACCCAAGAUAGCGACAGUGAUAGUGACUUGGAGAUCGUACAUAGCGCGAAGAAGAACACUCGAAGGCAGCCGAGGAAAGCCGAAUAUCCGGAGCCCACCCCGCCUCCUCAGGAUACCGAUAGCGAUAGCGACGUGGAAAUCAUACAUAGCGCGAAGAAGAAUAAAAGGACUCGAAACACGGAACCCAAGGCAGCGGACCCUCCGGAGCCCAUCCCACCUGCUCAAAAUAGCGACAACAAAUUGGACAUUGUGCAUAGCGCCCGGAAAAAUAUGACGACUCGAAGCAUGAAGGAAGAGCAAAUUGCCUCGCCAGACCCUGUCCCAGCUAAUCAAGAUAGCGACAGCGAUUUAGAGAUUCUACACAGUGCGCAGAAGCCUACGCGAAGCAGAGCCAUAAAGCGGAAGAGGGUCGAAUCUUCGGAGCCUGAGGAUGCUCACGUGUCAGAGGAAAGUGACGCUGAGGACGUCGUUGCUCGACCUCGUCGCAAACUUAGGCGGGGCGGCGCUCCCCAGCCGGUUGCCAUCCAUAAUGAUUCCGAAGAAGAGCAGGAGGUCCGUGGCGGUACUUCAAAAUCACCAAGUGUGCCUCAUACCCCGCGCCGUGAUUCGGCUCAAGAUCGGAUUGAUAUUGAGGAGGACCUUGAAGACCUACAAGAUUCAGUCGUGAAAGCGUCGCGUACACGGGGAAAUAUUGCCAACUCGGCCAGGGCCCAGCGACAAUUACACCUGGAAGCCCUGCGGCGUCGAAGGGCCGGUCAAAAGGCAGAAGACGAUGGAGAGCCCCAAUUAUCACCCCAGCCAGAAGAUUCGGAAUCAGAGAACGGCGAAGAUCAAGACGCAGACGAUGGUGAAGAGGAGGUGCCAGUCCCGCAGCCGCAAUUCCGGAACUGGGCGAACGAAAGCGGAGAUAGCGAUGUUGAAUCCACCAUUGGCGCCAACGAAGAUCUAGAUCGCUACGAAGAUGACUUUGUUUUAGAGGACGACGACGAAAAACUUGGAGUUCCCAGCGGGCUGGAGGACAUCCCCAUUGAAUUUUCCCGGCACGCCUACAAGCAGCUGAAGGAUUACUUCCAAGAUGCGGUCGAAUGGAUGGUACACAAUCAACUUAAUCCUGCAUUUCCCCGUUCCGACCCUGUCUUUAUGGUAGCUUUUGACAAGCUAGAAGCUGAAGUUCGUGGACGCACUGGUUCUCAGCUCGUUUCUUCUGUCUGGAACGCCGACUUUCGCAAGGCACUUUUGGCACGGCCGUACAUGGAAAUCACAGCGUAUCCAAUUGACCUCUGUCACCCCUGUGAUGCAUGUAACCGUUCAAAACAUCCCGCUUCUUCAGACAUUAAGCUAUAUGGCAAGGCAUACUCGCUUGAAACACUAGAGCCGCUAGAAGAUGCCGACAGCGACGAAGAACAGUCAAACGACGAGGAGGAAGAAGACGGGCAGGAACGAGACCGUGAUGGCUACGUCUUACCUGAUGAAGACAGGCGUUUCUGCCUCGGAAGACACUGCAAGAAGAACGCAGCCCUCGCCCAUACGCUGACCCACUGGCGUUUCCACCUCAACGAAUGGGUCGUCGAACAUCUCCGUACGACGGGCUACUUUUCAGACAAAAAGAUCCUCAAACGCAGUCAAUACAGCCAAAAGAAAAAGAAUAAACACGCCGCCAAAGCCGUGAACAAGAUGAUCGAGUCCGGCGAGAUCAAGAAGCUCUGGCGCGAUUUCCAUAUCAACCUUAGGACUGCAAGGGAGUCUACGGUCUGA